GUUUUCGUUGUGUUGUGUUCCAGCCGGCUCCCUUUUGUUUUCGAUUAUUUUCGAUAAUUAUUUUCGAUGAAGCAAAGUAAAACCAUUGAUAAACCAAACGUAAAUUAAUUAUUUUUCAUUUCAACUGUUUCGCUCGAAGUUUAAAAUUACAUCGGAUGCCUCCAACCCUCCAUAAUUUUUCAAACUGACGUGUUUGAAGUAUUUUAUAUCGCAUUCGUAAUCGCAUUUUGAAUCACCUCUCGAAGAAUAAAGCAAUUCGCAGCUCCUUAAGCAUGGCAUCGGUUUCUGAAAUGGACGUUGACCCGAAAGAUGACGAGCAACCAUCGUCUAGCACUUCAAAAGGCGAAAAAAAGCGUUUCGAGGUGAAGAAAUGGAACGCCGUUGCUCUCUGGGCGUGGGACAUAGUUGUGGACAAUUGUGCAAUUUGUAGAAAUCACAUUAUGGAUUUAUGCAUCGAAUGUCAAGCUAAUCAAGCUUCAGCAACUAGUGAAGAAUGCACCGUGGCUUGGGGUGUUUGUAAUCACGCUUUUCAUUUCCACUGUAUUUCAAGAUGGUUAAAAACACGUCAGGUUUGUCCACUGGAUAACAGGGAGUGGGAAUUUCAGAAGUAUGGGCAUUAAGGUAUUCAUAUUUGAAACAAUUUGAACAUUCGAUUUGGUGAAUUUUACUAGAUACCUAAUGUAUAACUAUAUUCGAUAAGAAAUGUCGAGGAUUCCUAGAAUUUUUUGUUCUUAUUUACACGUACUAAGUAAUGCGCGUUUUCUUGUAUUAUCGUACUUGCUUAGUAAUGAUGUUUCUGUAAAAUUAUCUAUGAAGCUUUGAUUUUUUUAAAUAAAUUAAUGUAAGUACCUACCUA
Messenger RNA from Planococcus citri (citrus mealybug), 856 nucleotides. RefSeq names its product RING-box protein 1A. Lineage: Eukaryota; Metazoa; Arthropoda; Insecta; Hemiptera; Pseudococcidae. Gene Ontology annotation, molecular function: zinc ion binding; cullin family protein binding; ubiquitin protein ligase activity. Gene Ontology annotation, cellular component: nucleus; cullin-RING ubiquitin ligase complex. Gene Ontology annotation, biological process: ubiquitin-dependent protein catabolic process; protein ubiquitination. The transcript is spliced from 2 exons. The coding region runs from base 273 to 620 and encodes 115 amino acids. The record is from RefSeq and is a predicted model, not a curated record.